AGAAAAUCCCAGCCGUUAAAUUCCGAGUAGCUACCGUCUUCUUCUUUUUCUUCCUCUUCUUUCCCCAAUUUCGUGUCGCCGUUGCCCAAAACACAUUUUUGAUAUUAGGUUUCUCGUCUUUGCGUGCUCCAAAUAGAAACGAAAACGAAAGUACGAACCGCGAACCUCUUCUGCUGUAAAGGUUGAGGCUAUGGCCACACAGCAUCAACCUUCAAACGCUUUUUCCUUCCUUUCCAAGGGUUGGAGAGAGGUUCGUGACUCAGCAGAUGCGGAUCUACGGUUAAUGAAGGACCGAGCCAACUCGUUCAAAAACCUAGCCACCUCGUUCGACCGCGAACUUGAGAAUUUCUUCAAUUCAGCGGCUCCGGCGUUUUCCGUUCCGGCGAUGCGUUCUCCACCGCCAGCGGAGAUCGAAUUCGUGAAGAAAUUGCAGCCGAAAUUUUCGGAGUUUCGGCGCGCGUAUUCGUCGCCGGAUUUCAGCAAGAAGGUUCUGGAAAAGUGGAGGCCUAGGGCGAAGAUUCGAAUUGAUUUGUCGGCUAUCAAGAACGCAAUUGUGUCGGAGGAAGUUGGUGUGGACGGGAUUGUGGAUUUUGAGAGAGGUGUAAAGGGAAGGAGGUUGAAUUUUUGGGAAGGAUUGAAAGGUGAGGGUGAAAGUGAAACUAGGGAUUGGGAACCAAUUCGAGCGUUGAAAACAAGAAUUAAAGAAUUUGAGAAGCGUAGUUCCUCUGUUGAAAUUUUUGAUGGAUUCAAGAACAGUGAAUUUCUUGAGAAACUUAAGUCAAGCUUGAAAUCAAUUUGCAAGGAACCCCAAGAAUCAAAGGAAGUGCCUCCAUUGGAUGUACCUGAACUCCUGGCCUACUUUGUUAAACAGUCUGGGCCAUUUUUGGACCAACUUGGAGUCAGCAGAGAUAUAUGCGACAAGAUAGUUGAAAGCUUGUAUAGCAAACGCAAGAACCAAUUUCUACUGCAGUCUCUUUCCGAGGAAGAAUCUUCUUUACAUGGGAAUGGAAACAUAAAUGAUGAAUUGGAUUUGCGAAUAGCUAGUGUCCUUCAGAGCACAGGGCAUCGAUCUGCAAAGCAGGACUUGUCUAACAAUGAAAGACAUGUUGCAAUAGUCACAACCGCUAGUCUUCCUUGGUUGACGGGAACAGCUGUAAACCCACUAUUUCGAGCAGCAUAUUUAUCACAAACUAAAAAGCAGAAAGUCACUCUGCUGGUUCCAUGGCUUUGUGAAUCGGAUCAGGAACUAGUUUAUCCCAGCAACCUUACUUUUAAUUCACCAGAAGAGCAGGAAGGUUAUAUACGUAACUGGCUUGAGGAAAGGAUUGGUUUUAAGGCAGAUUUCAAAAUUUCUUUUUAUCCUGGGAAGUUUUCAAAGGAAAGACGUAGUAUAAUACCCGCUGGAGAUACUUCUCAAUUUAUACCAUCCAGGGAUGCUGACAUUGCUAUCCUUGAAGAACCAGAACAUUUGAAUUGGUAUCAUCAUGGAAAACGUUGGACGGAUAAAUUCAACCAUGUUGUUGGCAUUGUCCACACAAAUUACUUAGAAUACAUCAAGAGGGAGAAAAAUGGGGCACUCCAAGCAUUCCUUGUGAAACACAUCAACAGCUGGGUUACAAGAGCCUACUGUAACAAGGUUCUUCGUCUCUCGGCUGCUACGCAGGAUUUACCCAGGUCUGUAAUUUGCAACGUUCAUGGUGUGAAUCCGAAGUUCUUAAAAAUUGGAGAAAUGAUUGCUGCAGAAAGGGAGCUAGGACAGGAGGCUUUCACAAAAGGGGCGUAUUUCUUGGGAAAGAUGGUAUGGGCAAAGGGAUAUAAGGAGUUGAUAGAUUUAUUAGCGAAGCAUAAGGCUGACCUUGAUGGCUUCAAGUUAGAUGUAUUUGGAAAUGGAGAGGAUGCUCAUGAAGUUCAAAGUGCAGCAAGAAGGUUGGAUUUGAAUCUCAACUUUCAUAAAGGAAGGGAUCACACAGAUGAUUCUCUUCACAGGUACAAAGUAUUCAUAAAUCCUAGCAUCAGUGAUGUGCUAUGCACUGCCACGGCUGAGGCACUUGCCAUGGGAAAAUUUGUAGUUUGUGCUGAUCAUCCAUCAAAUGAGUUCUUCACGUCAUUUCCCAACUGUUUAACUUUCAAAACACCUGAAGACUUUGUAGCAAAAGUAAAAGAAGCAUUAGCAAAUGAACCUUAUCCUCUCACACCUGAACAAAGAUAUCAACUUUCUUGGGAAGCUGCGACUCAACGAUUUAUGGAAUAUUCCGAGCUUGACCAAAUCCUGAACAAGGAAAAGGAUGGUGCAAAAUCAAGUACUGAUAAGAGAAAGCUCAUUGGCAAGUCAGUAUCACUGCCUAAUCUGACAGAAUUAGCUGAUGGAGGCUUAGCAUUUGCUCACUACUGUCUCACUGGGAACGAGUUCCUGAGAUUAUGUACGGGAGCUACACCUGGGACACGUGAAUAUGACAAGCAGCACUGUAAAGACCUUCAUCUCUUGCCCCCACAGGUGGAAAAUCCUAUCUAUGGCUGGUAAAUAGAUUGUGACUAGUUUGAAAUAUGUGGCUAAGAAAUAUUUGUGACGCCAGAUUAUGACAAGGCAUUGUAAAAAAGUUAUAAAUGGCUGGCGAAUAGCUGUAGUGCUUUAAAUUUGUAGUUUCUGCUUUCUGCUUGUUUAUAUUUGUUUGUAAUUAGGUGUCUGAUAAGUUUAUAAUCCAUAAUUUUUGUAGGUGUAAUUGUUUUUGCAUUUUUGUUAAGUGAUGUAGUUCAUUACUACUUUCAAAAGACACGUAGAACUCUAAUGUUGAGUUUUACCGUGUAAUAAUGGCAAAAAGAUCGCUCUUCCAUGUAACUUGUGAGAGUAAACGUAAUAAACAUGGACGAGUUUAACAUGGAA
Molecule: messenger RNA, 2881 nt
Organism: Cicer arietinum (chickpea)
Lineage: Eukaryota; Viridiplantae; Streptophyta; Magnoliopsida; Fabales; Fabaceae
Product: digalactosyldiacylglycerol synthase 1, chloroplastic
Biological process (GO): galactolipid biosynthetic process
Cellular component (GO): chloroplast outer membrane
Molecular function (GO): digalactosyldiacylglycerol synthase activity
Source: RefSeq, a predicted model, not a curated record